UUCUCGAUUUGUAUCUCAAUGCUAUCACGUCGUUCGCGCGACUCUUACCUAAUAGUUUGUGUGGUGAAAACAUGGCGUUUAAAGGAAAAGUAGUUUUAAUAACUGGUGCGGGUUCAGGCAUCGGCGCUGCAGCAGCCAAGGCAUUCAGUAGACUAUCAGCCGGACUGGCUCUGGUCGAUAAAAACGAAAAUGGCUUGAAGAAAACUUUGGAGCAAUGCGAGAAAGCAGACCAAGACCACCUGAUCAUUGUCGCUGAUCUGAGCAAGUCAAGUGAGGUGUUGAGUGUCGUGCCGCGGACAGUGGCUCACUUCAGGAGGAUCGAUGUGCUCGUCAACUGUGCCGGCAUCAUGUCUGAAGAGAAAAUGACCGAUGAUGAUGUAUCAGCCAACUUCGAUGCAGUCAUCGGCAUCAACUUACGGACCCCGGUCAUCCUCACCAACAAAGCCACUCCUUACUUGAUCGAGACGAGAGGAAGCAUCGUCAACAUAUCCAGCAUCAGGUCAACUAGACCGUGCGACAAGCGAUCCAUGUAUUGCGUGAGUAAAGCCGGGUUGGAGAUGUUCACUAAAUGCGUGGCUUUAGACCUGGCGGACCGCGGGGUGCGUGCCAACUCUAUUCACCCGGGGGUGGUGAGAACCAACAUCCAGUUCAGCUACAACCCGGAGGCUACUCCUGAUGCUCACUACGCGGCGUCCAGCAAGAAGUUUCCCUUCGGAGUGACGGAGCCGGAGGAGGUGGCUCAACUGGUGGUGUUCCUGGCCAGCAGUGAGACCGCGAGGACCAUCACUGGAGCUGCGUACUACAUUGAUGGAGGACAGUCGCUGAUGGAGACGCGCAGUCUGGCUGGAAAGUUCUAGUUGAACUCCAGAUUAUACCUACAGGGUUUUCGGUGUUCGCCGCAUAGACCAAUACAAAAAAUCUUUCUGCUUAGGU
Plutella xylostella (diamondback moth) is the source of this 933-nucleotide messenger RNA. Its product is annotated as 3-oxoacyl-[acyl-carrier-protein] reductase FabG. Lineage: Eukaryota; Metazoa; Arthropoda; Insecta; Lepidoptera; Plutellidae. The record is from RefSeq and is a predicted model, not a curated record. Gene Ontology annotation, molecular function: oxidoreductase activity.